Quercus lobata is the source of this 729-nucleotide messenger RNA. RefSeq lists its product as uncharacterized. Bases 1 to 729 code for a protein of 242 amino acids. The record is from RefSeq and is a predicted model, not a curated record. The transcript is spliced from 2 exons. NCBI's taxonomy places the organism in Eukaryota, Viridiplantae, Streptophyta, Magnoliopsida, Fagales, Fagaceae.
AUGGUAGAUCAAGGAAGUGGGGCUGAAAUUAUGUAUUCGGAACUAUACAAAGGGUUGGGGUUGAAACCUGAGGACCUCAGUAAGUAUGACACCCCCUUGGUAGGAUUUGACGGGAGAAUUGUGACCCCCAAAGGGAUGAUUAAAUUGCCCGUGCAAAUGGGUUGUGAAGUAGUUGAAGUAGACUUCAUUAUGGUUUAUGCCUAUUCCCCCUACACUACAAUUUUGGCAAGGCCAUGGCUCUACGCUAUGGGGACAGUCUCCUCAACUUUGCAUAUGAAAGUGAAGUAUCCAAUUGAGGGGUGCGUUAGGGAGCUACAAUCAAUAGUUGGAGUGUCAGAGGUCUCGGAUAGAAUGACAAAGAUUAGUGUACAAUGUGAAGAAUUGGAGAAGAUUGUCCUUGGUUUGGAAAAUGAUAAAUAUUUCCAGAUCGGAACACAACUACCUCUAGCUGAGAAGGAAGAGUUCUUAGUCUUUCUGAGAAAUAACUUAGAUGUUUUUGCUCGGAGCACAUACGAGGCUUUGAGGGUAGAUUUGGAGUUCAUAUGCCAUCACCUCAAUGUGAACCUAGCCAUAACACCGAGGAGGCAGCAGCCUCGACGAUCUUCUAAGGAACAUGCUGAAGUAGUAAAAGAGGAAUUCAACAAGCUCAAAAAGGCUGGGGCCAUCAAGGAGGUUUUUUUAUCCAUAAUGGUUGGCCAACACCGUGGUAGUCAAGAGGAAGUCAGGUAA